This is a messenger RNA of Myxocyprinus asiaticus (Chinese sucker), 1102 nucleotides long. Its product is annotated as PDZ domain-containing protein GIPC3-like. The transcript has 7 exons. Gene Ontology annotation, molecular function: protein binding. The record is from RefSeq and is a predicted model, not a curated record. Lineage: Eukaryota; Metazoa; Chordata; Actinopteri; Cypriniformes; Catostomidae. The coding region runs from base 1 to 957 and encodes 318 amino acids.
AUGAGUCCAGAUGUACAGGACUCCAAAGGUUCAUUGGGAGACGAGGAGAACAAGGGAGUGGUUCCAUCAGCACCACCACUGCCCCAAGAAGCUCCACCAUCUGGGACUCCUCCGUGUCCCAGGCCGAGGUUAGUGUUCCACUCCCAACUGGCUCACGGAAGUCCGACGGGCCGCAUUCAUGGGUUCACCAACGUGAGGGAACUCUACGGCAAGAUCGCAGAGGUCUUUAACAUCUCAGCUUCUGAGAUCCUUUUCUGCACGCUGAAUUCCCACAAAGUGGACAUGCAGAAACUUCUAGGAGGUCAGAUCGGACUGGAGGACUUUAUCUUCGCCCAUGUGAGGGGAGAGACCAAAGAGGUGGAAGUCAUUAAAACAGAAGAUGCCCUUGGUCUGACCAUCACAGAUAAUGGAGCAGGAUAUGCUUUCAUUAAAAGGAUAAAGGAAGACAGCACCAUUGACCGAAUAAAAACAGUGUGUGUUGGAGAUCAUAUCGAGGCCAUUAAUGACCAGAGCAUUGUGGGAUGUCGACAUUAUGAAGUUGCUAAAAUGCUGAAGGAGCAGCUGAGGGGAACACCCUUCACCCUGCGCCUGGUGGAACCCAAGAAAGCAUUUGACAUGAUUGGCCAGAGAACGCGAGCACCCAAAUCCAGCGAGGGCAAAAUGGUAAGCGGGAAAGAGACUCUUCGUCUGCGUUCUAAAGGAGCAGCGACGGUCCAGGAAAUGCCCAGUGAGUUUGAAGACAAGGCUAUAAGGAAGGUUGACGACCUUUUAGAGAGCUACAUGGGGAUCAGGGACCAAGAGCUCGCGACCACUAUAGUUGAAGCUGGGAAGGACAAGAGGAACCCGGACGAUUUUGCAGAGGCGCUUGACUCCGUACUGGGAGACUUCGGCUUUCCUGAUGUCUUUCUGUUUGAAGUUUGGGGCGCUAUUGGAGAUGUCAAGAAUGGAAGAAUUUAGAGCUGUGGUUGAUUUGUGACGUCUGCCAUGUGAUUUCAUAUACAAGCCUCCCGAUUCUUGAGUUGAUCCAGAGGAGUGGAGAAUGUCAAGGUGUUACUGACGAAACGGCAGACUUAAUCAUUCCAGUGUGUAGAGAAAUAAGAAG